AUGAAUAAUACAUGCAAUCCGAAAAUCAUAGCGUUGAACGAACUGCAAUUAGUUAAGGAUUAUGCUCCAAAGAAAGAUUUUGAAUUAACAGAGUUCGUGAUUUAUAAUGAACAUAGAGACUUAACAAAUAUUUACGACCUACAAGAAAUGAAUAGAACUACUACUUUAUUUUGGGAUGCGCUCAUCUCAAUUCCUAGGGAAGAUAACCAAAUUCUUGUUAAAGAGGCACGAUUUGACGAAAUAUCAAUACAGUAUCGGGACGAUGCACAUGGCGUAAGAAUUUUGCUGCGAUCGACGCUCGACAAAAAUGUCUGGUAUUGGUUAUUUUCAGCAGCAAAGACAUAUGAUCCAUUAUAUAACGCAUUCCUCUGGAAAGCGAUCUUCGCAAAACACAUUUUUUCAUGGGCAGAUGUUCGCACAGAUAUUAUGUUAAUGGAUUUUAAAGAAUGUUUUUAUGAAUGGGUGACCGAGAAAUGGAAUCACGAUAAAGAAUUUUGUUGGUGGUUAUCUGGGAUGCAGGGCAAGACUGAUUUUCGUGGUGUUGUAAAUGCAUGUGGUCAUUUCUUGCAUAAUCAAGCAAAGAACUUGAAUGCUGAGGUUUUAUUGGGACUGACAUUUUUCAGAGAUAUCGGUCACGCUAAAAAUCAGUUAGAAGAAGCGAGCUUGAAAACCGAAUCUCAUAAGCAACACGAAAAAACCUUUGUCACGCCGACGGUUUUUCGUUGGUUUAAAGAUGUUUUUCCUGGUCGUCUGUUUCUGGUAACCCAAAAUAUUGACAACCAAAGUUCGCAAUCUACACAAGCAUCACUACCAUCAGCUAUUAGAAAUUCUAAUGAAAAGUCCGAAUUUCGAAUUUUAUGCCACAACAGAUGUACACAACUCAUUUUUCUCGAAAAAAAUACAGUUAUGUUGGACCAAGUUUCCUUUACGGUCGGCGACACGGUCGAAGUAUAUCCAGACGAAGAUGAAGCUGACGAUGAACCGUUAAUCUGCAUUUUGACUGAAUUAAAACCAGAAGGUUUUAAGCUUUUAUGGCUCUACACACGAAACCAAACCUUAUUAAAGAAUUUAGACCAAGAUUUGCAUCCUCAAGCGACUCAAGAAUUAUUUUUUACCAGACAUGCGAAAGAAAAUCAUUAUUUUUGUCGUUAUUAUUAUCGGCAUGUUGAAGGCGAUUUUCUUGCGCUCUCCGAAGAGUAUUUAACUCGACUCGAUCGACUAUGUGGUUGUUUUCAUGUGAAAGAUGAGGGCUGGUACAAAUUCGUCGAAAAAUAUCGAGUAGGAGAUUGUAUACUUAUUGACCCUAUUUCCGAAGAUUCGACAAAAUUUUACACAGUCGCAUGCAUCGAAGCAUUUAACUACCAAAAAAAAUCAGCCACAUUACGUCGAUUUCUUCGUUUUCAUGAAGUUCGGGAAGAAAAAUGGGGAGGAAUAAAUGAGCUAAAUGAGCUCCUUUAUUCGGAAGAGCUCGUUUUCGAGUUCGAAAAAUUUGAUAAACCAAUUAGGCCUUGCCAUGUCGAAUAUUUCAAUUAUUCAGAUUGGCUAGCUUAUUAUCCCGAUAAUAAAAACCCACUUCCCAUUAAUCUACAUAUUGAACUAGUUACAGAUGAAAAAAUUAUCACUAGAUUCAAACCAUAUUGCCAAAAAGUCUCCGAAGAGACGAAGCUACGCGGACUGGAUUUAUUUUGUGGUAGCGGUUCUCUGAGCAGAGGAUUGGAGGAUUCGCAAUUUGUUGAAUGCCGAUGGGCAUUUGAUAAAUAUUUCGAGGCAUGCCAAACAUUCCGGCAAAAUGCAAAAUACAACAAUGUAAUUGUAAUGCACGAAAGUGUUAAUAAAAUACUAUCUGAUGCUGUCAAGAAUAUUAAUCCAAGGAUCCCAAAAAAGGGAGAUGUCGAAAUUCUUAUUGCAGGCUCUCCUUGCCAAGGAUUCUCUACCUUGAAUAGACAAAAAGGCAGCAGUAAAAGUCAAGUUAACAACUCACUUAUUGCUUCCUUUGCAUCAUUUGCAGAAUAUUAUUCACCUAAAUAUUUGUUAUUAGAAAAUGUGGCUCCUUUUGUUAAGGAACCCGUUUUCGUUAAAUUGGUCGCAUGUCUGUUGGAAAUUGGAUACCAAGUUAAAUUUGGCUUGGUGUCUGGCGAGCAAAUUGGUUGCCCACAAUCUAGAGUCCGGACAAUUUUAUGGGGGGCAAAACAAGAGGUCGUGCUUCCAGAUUUGCCUCCCGUAACUCACGACUCUGGAGAAAUAUAUAGACAUCAUCAAUACACAAUUGACUUACCUAGAGGACCAACUAUAAGAGGUAUUACCAAGCCAGAAUAUAUCAAUUUUCCGACAAUCACUAUUGAGAGAGCCAUCGGGAAAUUACCUCGUAUUCAAACAGGUGUUUUGUGGUUUCCGUCUUUCCCCGACCAUAGAAUCAACACCUUCUAUAAGAAUUAUCACCGCGACAAAGAAAUCAUGAAACUGAUUCCAAAAGAACCAAAAGCAGAUUAUUUUACCGCUUUAGAACGUGGACUGAUUCCAGAAGAACUACAAGUUAUGAAUUCUACAGGUUCACCAUGUUGUCAACGUAUUAAUAAAAAUGGCGUUUUUUCCACGAUUACAACAAAUAUAAGAUUUCUCGAUUCUGAUAUUAUAAUUGGUCAGAUCGAGGACCAGUAUAAAAUUAUCGGAAACGCUGUUCCUAAGAAUAUGGCGUUUGCCUUGGGAAUACAACUUGGAUACGCUUUAACGGACCCGUUUCAUCGGUCAGCAUGGGGCUCGCAAAUGGAGUGA
This is a messenger RNA of Ambispora leptoticha, 2772 nucleotides long. NCBI's taxonomy places the organism in Eukaryota, Fungi, Glomeromycota, Glomeromycetes, Archaeosporales, Ambisporaceae. The record is from the annotation of a GenBank genome assembly.